GGAAGGAAGCGCGACUCUUUCCCCAAGCUCCUCCUCGGCAGAUCUCCCAAUCCAACCGUCGCACAAACAAAACAGGUCCAUAACAACACAACAAGGUGUAUCAACAAUCAACAAAAUGGCUGUGCCAAAUCAUAAUCCACCUCAUGGAAUGGAGAAUUAUGAUUUUGGUGCAUUAAGUGAAGAGCAACAAGAUAAACUCAAUCAAUUCAAGGUUGCUACUAGAUUAGCUAAUGAGAAGUACUUAAGGGAGCAUCCCGAAGUGGACCUGUUGCUUGCUGCAUUUCUAGGAGAUGUGUUGAGCAAACGUCCAGAUCAUAUUCGUGACUUUGCAGCUGAUUGGUUUACAAGUCCACUUCUACAGGACACCAUCAAGGAACAAUUGGAACAGCGGGACAAAGCAUUACGAGAAGCCAGACUUAAUAGAAAACUCUGAAAAUUCAGUGAACAGAGAAGACUUAAACAAAAUUGUUUUUAGAAAGAAUUUCUGAAAGGCUUUGUCAGUGAUCCAGAGAUCUGCAUGAAAUUGUUCCCUGGUAGAGUCAGAUGAAGUAGUUGUUAUUAUUUUUGUUUUUAAAGAUAAUUUUAACGUUUGAAAUUGAAUUGAAAUAUGAUUGAAAAAUAGUGUCGCAAUUUCGCAUGGUAAGAUUCUUCUCAAUCCUACCAACACCGUGAAUUGUGCCUGCCUACCGCUGUUGCUUUUUCCAAAGUUUCUUUUAUUUUAAUAAAUUAAUAUAUAUUACCUUGAUAUUAUUUCACAGUUAAAUUUAUAUUUGAUACUAUUUAUUUUUGUGUUCACCUAAUAAAAAGAAUUAAGAAGCAAUAGAAGUAGCAUAUGUUAGAUUCAAAUGAAUAAUAGAGUAGUUAUGACGAAUUAAAUCUGGCAAAAAACCAUAGAACUUUCAUCAAGGUUAAUGUUUGAGGGGUAUGUAGUUAACCAAUAUUUCCCUGGCAUUUCAGUCAAAACAAAUGAUGUGAUAAAGGUUUUGAAGAUGUUGUAUAAUGCUUUGGGCAGCACUCUUGAUAUAGUGGCGCUCUUUUAUUGCCUACUUAAAGGCACAAUGGGCAUUUUGAUCCAUUUGCAUAGUUAUGCGAGACUUUAUUACCAGUAUACCUUGAUUAGCAAACCCUCUGUUUAAAAAAAAACAUUUUAUUUUUGACCUGUUAGGAGACAACCGCUGCCCAUGAAAAUAUUAAAAUGUUGCCAUAGGUUUUCUCACCAUUUUUCUACCCUCUGAAGAUAUUUUGAAAAAAAAGUUGGCUAAACAAGAUGUGAAAAAAAUCAGGUUGGUCACUUAUUCCGAAUAGAUAUAGGUGUGUAAACAAGACCUCACUCAACAGUUGGAUGUUAUUGGGAUCAGUGUGAAUAAACAAACUGAACUGUAAAUACUGACGCCCAGGUCAGCAAAAGUCUGCCAAUUCAAUAGUAUGUCAUUUAGGUAAAUAUAAACGUUCUGCUUUUGACAAGUCUCCACUCAUCUAUGUGACUAGCUGUGUAGACCAGGCACAGAACAUAAGAGUACAACACCUUUAUUUGGUCAACCUAUUAAGGAGACGCAUAAUAAUCAGGGGAAUACAUCUUUAAAUGCAACUUGCGUAAAGCCCAGCAUAGGGGAUUACAUCUUGCAUUGGGAUUACAUUUUAAGUGUUUAAAAUGGGGGAAGGGAUUAUUUGUCUAGGCCCCUACCUGAUUAACCAUUCACCAUACAAGAUGCAGGAUUGAUUUAUUGUCAUUGUGCAUUACUGGUGUAUCAGUGUUGUAAAUAAAUAAAGUGCUUAAAAAAG
This is a messenger RNA of Anneissia japonica, 1782 nucleotides long. Its product is annotated as RIIa domain-containing protein 1-like. The transcript has 3 exons. Lineage: Eukaryota; Metazoa; Echinodermata; Crinoidea; Comatulida; Comatulidae. The coding region runs from base 116 to 433 and encodes 105 amino acids. The record is from RefSeq and is a predicted model, not a curated record.